Molecule: messenger RNA, 255 nt
Organism: Monoraphidium neglectum
Lineage: Eukaryota; Viridiplantae; Chlorophyta; Chlorophyceae; Sphaeropleales; Selenastraceae
Product: isoleucyl-tRNA synthetase
Exons: 4
Coding region: 1-255 (84 amino acids)
Biological process (GO): isoleucyl-tRNA aminoacylation
Molecular function (GO): ATP binding; isoleucine-tRNA ligase activity
Source: RefSeq, a predicted model, not a curated record
AUGGUGACGGACCUGCACCGCCACUUCAUCGAUGACAUCACCAUCCCCUCCCUCACGGGCAAGGGUGACCUGCGGCGCAUUGACGACGUGUUUGACUGCUGGUUCGAGAGUGGCUCCAUGCCCUACGGCCAGCUGCACUACCCCUUCGAGAACAAGCAGCUGUUUGAGUCAAACUUCCCGGCGGACUUCGUGGCGGAGGGGCUUGACCAGACGCGCGGCUGGUGGGCGGUGUUCGGGAUGGGGGUGGCGCUUUGA